Molecule: messenger RNA, 507 nt
Organism: Macrosiphum euphorbiae (potato aphid)
Lineage: Eukaryota; Metazoa; Arthropoda; Insecta; Hemiptera; Aphididae
Source: the annotation of a GenBank genome assembly
AUGGUAAUAUCGAAUGAUAGUAGUGAAUCUCAACCAAAUAAAAUUGAACUUAAAGCAUUGUGUGCAACUCGCUGGGUAGAAAGACAUGAGUCUAUCAUUACGUUUCAAUGUUUGUAUAAAUUCAUUUUAAUUGCAUUUGAAGAAUUAGAAAAAGAUUCUAAUAGAGAAACAUCCUAUAAGGCAACAAAUUUUAAUUCUAGUGUAAGAAGAAGUAAAUUUCUAGUAUCUCUUGAGAUAGUAGCGAAUUUAUUUGCAUACACGAAUACCUUAAACAUUCAAUUGCAAAGUUCCAAACAAGAUUUAUCUAUGGAUAAGAUUAAUAUUAAAAAUAUAAUAGCUCUUUUUAAUAGCAUACGGGAAAAUCCUGAUAAUACAUUUGAUUCUUUAUUUGAGAAUGCAGCCAGAAAAGCUCAAAUGUUUGGAGAAGAAAUAAAAAUCCCUCGACUUCGUGGUCAGCAAACUCAAAGAAAUAAUAUAAUUAUUCGUAUGAUUAUGGAUUGGUUUUAA